UGACAUCACAGUUGUAACAGACAGGAGCAGAAGGCUCUCCCGGAACUCUGCAGCCAGCGUCGGCUCUGAUUAUUUUCAACAUCGGGGGUUCGGUCCAACAUGGCGGCUUACGGAUGGAAAUACUGAUGACAGUCCGAAAGAUCGCCUCGAUUUGUACGAUGGGCGCCAAUGCCUCUGCCUUGGAAAAGGAGAUUGGACCGGAACAGUUUCCCGUUAAUGAGCACUACUUCGGACUGGUCAACUUUGGAAACACCUGCUACUGUAACUCGGUGCUGCAGGCUCUGUACUUCUGUCGACCGUUCAGGGAGAAGGUGUUGGCGUACAAGGUGCAGCCGCGUCGUAAGGAGUCCCUCCUCACCUGCCUGUCCGACCUCUUCAACAGCAUCGCCACGCAGAAGAAGAAAGUCGGCGUCAUCCCGCCCAAGAAGUUCAUCUCGCGACUGAGGAAAGAGAACGAACUGUUCGACAACUACAUGCAGCAGGACGCCCACGAGUUCCUCAACUACCUCCUCAACACCAUCGCCGACCUGCUGCAGGAGGAGAAGAGCCAGGAGAGGCAGCAGAAUGGGAAGCUGGUGCAGAACGGAGGAGGAGGUGGUGGAGGAGGGAGUACUGGAGGAGGAGGCAGUGGGAGCGAGGGAGGAGGAGAAGGAGACGGAGGAAAGGAGACGCAGCAGACGUGGGUCCACGAGAUCUUCCAGGGGACUCUGACCAACGAGACGCGCUGCCUCAACUGUGAAGCUGUGAGCAGUAAAGACGAGGACUUCCUGGACCUGUCGGUGGACGUGGAGCAGAACACCUCCAUCACACACUGUCUCAGGGGCUUCAGUAACACAGAGACGUUAUGCAGCGAAUACAAAUACUACUGUGAGCAGUGUCGCAGCAAACAGGAAGCCCAGAAGAGGAUGCGGGUAAAGAAGCUCCCGAUGAUCCUCGCCCUCCACCUGAAGCGCUUCAAGUACAUGGACCAGCUGCACCGCUACACCAAGCUGUCCUAUCGCGUCGUCUUCCCCCUGGAGCUCCGCCUUUUCAACACGUCCGGGGACGCCACCAACCCCGACCGCAUGUACGACCUGGUGGCCGUCGUCGUACACUGUGGCAGCGGUCCAAACCGUGGACACUACAUCACCAUCGUCAAGAGUCACGGCUUCUGGCUGCUGUUUGACGACGACAUCGUAGAGAAAAUUGACGCCCAGGCGAUCGAGGAGUUCUACGGUCUGACGUCAGACAUUUCCAAGAACUCUGAGUCAGGUUACAUCCUGUUCUACCAGUCCAGAGACUGAACCAGCCUAUGGUGAAUCCCCAACAGACUGUCACUCAACAGAGGGGGAGGAGCUUAUGGCUGCCACCGGCUCCGCCCAGUACGCUCACAUAAGUAUCCAGGCUUUAUUCCUUGUAGGCGGAGCUUUGCACUGGAGCGCCACUCGGAUCUUGAGACGUGUGCAGGUUGCAUGCCAGCCUCCUGGAUUACGACUGAUGAACUCCUCUGAGCCCCCACUGCAAAAAAAAAAAAAAAAAGCACCUUAACAAAAACAAGAUGGCUGAUUCUGUAACACUCGCUUUGCGCUGGGGCAUCAGCUGGGAGUAACGCCAAUCCAUGAGGCUGACAUCGCUGUACACACAGUGCUCCGUUCAGGAGGUCAAAGCGGUUUGGGAUUGUUGAGAUGAUGCAGACUAACCAAUCAACUGUUUCUGAAGAGACACUCGCUUCUGAUUGUAACCCUUCUCUUCAAGGUAACCAGCUGCGUCACAAGUCUUCUUUAGCAUUUAUUUUUGUGUGUGUGCACAUUUCACCAUGCUACAUUAGCUUCUAAGCCACUGGUACCAUUCGUUUACUCCAGACACUCAUUCCAGAGACAAAGAAGAAGAAAAAAAAAGUACCUCACAGCCUCGUUAGACGUCCAACCGGCCACAACGAAACACUGACAGAACAUCUAAAGAUGGAGGAGCUAGAACGUAAGCUAGGAGCGCAGUGCAGUGAUGUUAGUUUGCAGUGUUUUUAUCAUGAAGUCCGUGGUGCUAAUAACAAAAAGUGUUAAAAGGCAGAGCGUGAAAUGGGAAACCAGCCACUAGAGAUUUGGAAGAACGGCUCGUUAUUUGGGAUUUUUUUUUACUAAUGAAAGCUCUAAGAAGUCAUGGCCCCGAUUAUAUUAGACCAAAAGAAAUAUUGGGGGAAAUUAUUAAGUUUGUUUCUUCCAAAAACACAAUUUUAAGAUUCUCCAUUAAAGCAUGCACUGUUGUAUAAGAUGCAUAUACCCUCUAAAUGUUGGUGAUCAAUGUGUUAAAGCAGAACAUGGUAACUGGAAAAUAAUACGGAAUGUAAUUUGGGUUUUUUGAAGAAACAAAAUGGUAAAAACCAAAUGAUUAGUUACAAAGACUUCGCAAAUUACACAUGAAAAAACAAAAAAAAUUGCUUUAAAUUUGGGCCGUAGACAGCUUUACAGAACACCAAUAAUCCAGAUUCUCAAUUUCACAUCUAUCUCGCGAUAUCGUGUGAAAGCAGCUGGUUUUAUUUUUGCCCCGGCGGGAAAAUCAAAAAAAACCGAGGGAACACGUUCAAACAAAAGAGCGGCCAGGUGUUUCAACAUCAAACAAAGUAAGCUAACUCUUCUUUUUUUAAAACAGCUAUCUCGUGGGUUCUUUUGUAGUUUGCUUUCAAAGGGUGGUGGUGUUUAAACAUUUGUGACUUCUUUCUUUUUAAGUACCAGAAUAUUCACCAUUUUGAAAAGGGACACAUGAAGAAGUUCUGACAUCCAAAACUGUCACACUACAUUCAUGUUGAAUGUCUGCUUUAUUUUCUGGACACACACACACACACACACAUACACACUCUUUUGCUGCAGCUGGUUCCCCACCAAACACCAAUCACACGCUGGCAAAUUUUGACUCGAGAGGCUCAAGUGUUUGUUUUUUUCCCCCGUGCAGCUGCAGCUCUGGCAGGCACGCCGACCUUUUACAUAACACGUUUUUCACUCCAGACUCUUCAAAUCGCAGCUCUCAAUAAUACUGAAGGAUGCUAACGCUGUGUUGAUGUGGAGCUUACGGUUGAGAUGCGGUUCAUUUAAUGCAGUAAGAUAACUCCCAUUGAAAUGUUCUUCCAUUGGUGUUACAUUUUAACACUCCUGAGUUCAAACAAAAUCCGAAAGAAUUGCUUUCAAAGCCAUUUUUUUUAAAAAGCCUGUACUCGUUCUUGGAAACUUUCGCCUGCUGACCGGCACUGACUUCCUGUUCUCACCUCCAUUGUUUUCUUUUAAACGCACAAACAAACCAAAUGUAGGAGUGUUUUUUUCUUUUUUGUGUUAAAUCUUGUUUUUUUGAAGAAUGUUUUACACUGCCAAGUUUUUACCACAGGUUAGCAAUCAAGCUAGCGUGUGACUCUUAGCUGCAGCAGAUAGAAAGUGAACGGAAACUUUCUUUCUGUUUGUUAAAGUGUUGUUUGUAUUUCUCGGUAAUUGAGCGUCCCAGGCAGAGGGUCGGGUAUUAUCUGAAUGUUUAAGUGUACAGUUGAAUUACGAUAGGGCUGCUUGACCUGUAAAACAACAUCUGGAGGCCGACACGUCUUGAUAAUCUGAAGUUUCUCUCUCUCUGCUGAGACAAAAGAAGUACUUUGAACAACAGAAAACAGGUCUUGUCUUUUGAUUCCCAGAAGCUCAGCUAAUGAAGGCGACACCUUUGUGCCUUGAAUGGCUCGUUUCACUUUUAAAAAGAACUCCUUGACAGCUCAGUUAAAAAAAUCUGAUUUAAUAUCUACAUCGUGUCAUCAAACAUUUCAAUGUUACUGUUUUUUUUAAAGCUAUUUUCAUUUACUUUUCCAUCUUUAACAAGUUAAUUUUUUCCGCGGUUAAGUUAAAGUCUUAACUGUUCCUUAUUUUUCCAUCAAAAUAAAAGCAGGAAGUAAAACACCCUUAGCUUAAGAUAGUAAAAAUCUUCAAAAUGAAAGCAUAACAAAAUCAGUUUUGGAAUGCAAAAUAAUGGAAUUUCAAACGUGAUGGAAAAUGUGAUUAAUCGCGACUAAAAUAAAUAGGUUGACAGCCCUAGCAAACAGACUUAUCCAAACUCUGAGUAUUUCAGCUUCUUUAUUUAGCAGUUAACACGUUUUCAGUAAGUGUCUUAGCUUAAGCUUUUAAAAUGGCGUGAAUGACGGCAGGAGAGGGAGCAACUUCAGACGACGCGUCUCAAACACUUCCCUACAUUCACCCGGUCGAGGCUUCAAUGUCAACACUAUUUCCAUUUUUUGUCUGUGCUGCUCGUAAAACUGAAUUAAUCGAGAUGAAAGGAAGGUUUUAUUUGUGUGUUGGAAUAUUAUUUGGGUAAAUCAAGUUCAUUGCCAUUUGUUCUAUCAUCUCUGAUGGUGAGAUUUGUAGUUUUUUUGAUUUUGAAUGAGUUGAAAUUUAAAGAAAUGUUCCAUUUGCUGAUAGUUUAAGUGAACAAAAACAAGCACAAAAGCACAUACGUUGGACGAUAAAGGAUGCAGACCCAGCCUGAAGUUGGGUAUCAGUCUUCUUUUUUUUUCUGAUUCAGUUUCAUGAAAAUUCAGUUUUGAAAAACUGAAAAAAAAAAUGAUUAGUCAUCAACUAAACUGCCUAUAACCUCUGGAUGGACAAAGUGUUGGAAGACUAUGUUUAAAGGCUCUUUUUAUUUAAAUAUAAUUAAUAUUAUAAUAAAUGUUUUAUGUUAUCUUUUUCUUAUAUGUUCCACUUGUUUUUGAUAUGUCACUAAUUUUACUAGUCUACCAUUGUCGUGUAGGCAGCUUUGAAGAGUAUGUCCUUAAAAUUUGGGAGUAUUUGACGAGCGAUGUGGAGGUGUACAUAAAUACAGAUGUUAUUAUUGGAAAAUAAAUAUUUGCUUGCUUGAAAUAAUCAGACAUAGAUCAAAAAUGUUAGUGGAUGUUAUAUCUAAGAAGUAUUCCUGUUGUAAAUCAAUUCGACUGGGGCUUUAAAAGUAAAAAGCCCCACCCAUCUGGUAUCCCAACCAACAGUUUGAAAUAAAUUAGCUCACCUGUAAUCUCACAGCUAAACCCAUAAUACCCUCAAAAACCAUCAGAUUGAAAAUGUAUUCAAUUCAAAUAAAACUAAAAGUUUAAAGAAACUGCUGUGCAGAAAAGUAACUGACCCAAAAACUGACUUGUACAUCACUGUGUUAAAAGGAAAAAUCCACCCAUAAGUUCACAAACAUGUAAGAAACAACGACUUCAAUAAGAUACAAUAUGGUGUCAUCUGCGUAGAGUGAGUGCUUUUUUCCCGAAGCUAAGGAUUUAGUAACAUUUACCAACUGUAAAGCACAGAAGAAAUGCUCAAUGGAUCUUUCUUUAAUGAAAUAUUUUUUUCAGUUUACAUUUUUACAGUUACCAAUAAAAUAAUUAUCUAUGAAGACUUUUUUAAAGCAUACUACUGUGAAUCCUUUGUUGCUCAAAAGCAGCACAUUUCAGCAUUUCUGAAGGUUUUUUCGAUCGGUAUUACGGCAAAGUAGAGGAAGCGAAAUCCGAUAAAAUAACUUAUAGAAAACAAAAAACUGACAUCUGUGGGUGGAUUUUUCCUUUUUUUUCCCAAACAGUUAUAAGUUAUAUCGUCUGUCCUCUCAAAUGUCCCUUAAGGGCCUCCAUAGUCCACAUCACUCUGCGAUUUUCAAGGUCACAAAGAAUGUAAUUGUUUGAAGGGUGAAAAGUGACUGAAUGUGUCAGAAACACUCCGAUAUGUUGCAACUGGUGUACGGAGUGGCAGCAGCCUCACAAACGCAAACGGCAAAACAGAAUGUGUGACAUUUAAUUGAACCUUUCAGAAAGUACACGAUAUUAAGGUCGCUAAUUCUUUUCUGCAAGUUCAACUCUUGUUUUAUUAGUCUACACACUCCGAGGCUUCUCAGUUCUUGCUACUAAAUAUCUCGAGGGUUACGAGUUGAAUCUUGUCCUCUGAGUUGUUGUCUGGAUGUUUGUCGAGGCUGCUGCCGCUGCACACUGUGGUCUGAAGUUCAUUCUGAAUACAUGUAGAUGCAGUGAAGUUUGGGAAUGAAGGCUGGUGUUCCAAACUGUUUGAAAUAAAACACAAACUGGUUUUGAAGAUGAUAAAAUCUA
This is a messenger RNA of Labrus mixtus (cuckoo wrasse), 6070 nucleotides long. RefSeq names its product ubiquitin specific peptidase 12b (gene usp12b). The transcript has 10 exons. NCBI's taxonomy places the organism in Eukaryota, Metazoa, Chordata, Actinopteri, Labriformes, Labridae. The coding region runs from base 114 to 1283 and encodes 389 amino acids. Gene Ontology annotation, biological process: protein deubiquitination. Gene Ontology annotation, molecular function: cysteine-type deubiquitinase activity; cysteine-type endopeptidase activity. The record is from RefSeq and is a predicted model, not a curated record. Gene Ontology annotation, cellular component: cytosol; nucleus.